Messenger RNA from Maniola jurtina (meadow brown), 3234 nucleotides. RefSeq names its product cell division control protein 45 homolog (gene Cdc45). Gene Ontology annotation, molecular function: single-stranded DNA binding; DNA replication origin binding; chromatin binding. Bases 147 to 1766 code for a protein of 539 amino acids. The transcript has 10 exons. Lineage: Eukaryota; Metazoa; Arthropoda; Insecta; Lepidoptera; Nymphalidae. The record is from RefSeq and is a predicted model, not a curated record. Gene Ontology annotation, biological process: DNA replication initiation; mitotic DNA replication preinitiation complex assembly; double-strand break repair via break-induced replication. Gene Ontology annotation, cellular component: DNA replication preinitiation complex.
GGGAUUUCUGACAGAUAGUUUGAAAGACGACAUGUUUUGAAGAUUCUAUUGUUUCGAAUUUCGAUCUUGAGCAGGUGUUAGCUUAAUUUUUUAAAAAGCAUGGUUUCGUAAGAAAUAAUCUCGUUUUAACAUCGAGAUCGCUUAAAAUGUUUAUAGAGGACAUCAAGAAUGAUUUUUACAACGUUCUUCUUGGAAACCGAGUGCUAUUACUAGUUCACUACGACGUCGAUGCUAUAUGCGCUUGCAAGAUAUUGCAGGAUCUGUUCAAAUGUGAUAAUAUUUCGUACACAUUAGUCCCCGUGGGUGGUAUAUCCGAGUUGAAGACUGCUUAUGAUGAAAACAACGAGGAAGUGAAGUACGUGGUGCUGGUGAACUGCGGCGGGACCGUGGAUUUGGUUGACAUCCUGCAGCCGGAGGAGCAUGUGGUGUUUUUUGUGCUAGACUCUCAUAAGCCCACUGAUAUCUGCAAUGUUUAUAGUGAUGGACAGGUGAGACUGGUGUACAAGGAUGAGGAGGAGAACAUUCCCAACUUUGAUGACAUCUUCAGAGAUGAUGAAGAAGAUGAAAAUGAAGAGGAGCGGGAGGGUCGUCAGGGCAUCGAGGCGGUGGUGGAGCGGCGCCGCGCGCGCAAGGCGUGGGAGGAGCGGCGUCACACGCUCAUGUUCAACUACACACAGUUCUCCUACCACGGGAAGCCUAGUGCGUGCGUGGCCCUGGAAAUAGCGGUGCGAGCGUCUAGAUGCACGGUGCCCGCGCUGUGGAGCGCAGCCGUGGCCUCGGCGGCGCACGCGGCGCUGCACUGUCGCUCGCCCGCGCGCUGCUUGCUGGACGCAGAGCCGCUGCAUCGCUACGUCGCCGCUGCGCAGCGGAAGACUACCGAUGACGAUAUACACCAGUCGGCCCGCGUGGUGGUGGAGAAGGACGCCUGGCUCCCGCUGUACCGCUGGUGGUCGGUGGAGGGCGCCAUCAGCCACGCCACGGCGCUGGCGCCCAAGCUGCGCCUGCACUCGCGCUCGGGCGCCGCGCGACUGAGGCAACUUUUGGCGGAUAUGGGGUUCCCCCUGCAGCAGGCUCGCCAGGCCUACCGCUCCAUGGACGUGGAGCUCCGGCGGUCGCUGCUGACGGCGCUGGAGGCCGCGGCGCCCAAGCACAAGCUGCCCGUCCCCACCAGAGCCGCUUUCCUGCUGCAGCGGCCGCACGCGCCGCCGCUCGCCGCCCUGGACACCGUGUAUGCUGUCAUGGGCCUCAUCGAGAAUGAAACGAUGCCCCGAGCGGAAGGUUUCCAGCACGCCCUGUCGGCGCUGGCCGUCAGCGGGGAGAACGAGAGUCUGAAGCGCGGCGUGGCGGCGGCGCGACGCUGCCUGGAGGCCGUGGCGAGGCAGGCGCACAGCACCCUGUCGUCCAGAAGACUGAUGCUGGCCGGCCCCUUCAACUACUUCAUUGUGCCAGAGGGCACCCCCGAGGCUACAACGUUGCGCGGCCCACUGUGGCUGUCGGAAGCCGCGCGCUGGAUCGCGGGCGCCCACGCCCACGCGCCGCGCCCACUGCUGGCCAGCGCCCCCAGCACCGGCGGGGACUGUCUGUUGCUGGGUUUACCGCCGCGCUUCGACCGGGAGCCCAGAAAUCUCUUCGGAGCAGCGUUCGAGCAGGCGGCGACCAAAAGCGGCGCUUCGGUAUCCUUGGAGUUCGUGGACUCCUCCAUCAUCAGCCUGCCGUCCUCCCAGCGCACGCAGUUCCUCGACGCGCUCACGGCGCUGCUGGCGUGACCGGGCCCCACCCGGCUAGCGAUGGCCGAUUCAUUCCAAUAACAAUCGUAUCAUUCGAUUGUUAGACAAUCGAUUAAUUAUUUUCGAUUUUUCAAUUGUUACUUAGCGCAUCUGGGACGAAAGAAUCGAAAAUCGAAUGCAAUAGCACAAUCGAUUUAGAUUUUCGAUUUAUUUGUUCCAGACCGUGCGCUCCUGAUUCAUAGAUUAUUACUAUCGAAUGAAUAAAAUAAUUGACUAAUCAAUUGUUGAUUUUUAUUCGAUUAAUUAUUUUUGUGUAGGCAAGGUAAUCGAAAAUCGAUUGUUCAAUUCAUUCGAUUGUUAUUUUUUGCAACAAUCGGCCAUCGCUAGACCUGGCCUGGCGCUCGCGCGGCACAAGAGACCUUUGAAUACCGUCGACCACGAUAAGUAUAGUACGCGACAGGUUGAAAUGGCAAUCAUGGAGGGGACGUCCCGCACACCCGCACAGCCCACGCGUUAAUCUGAUGCGGGCAAACGCGGGUGUGCGCGCCUCAUACCACGAUACUGACGCGGACUAUAUCUUCAUCUCAAAUUUGGUUAAGCUUAACUCUAAGCUGUUAACGACAAUAACAAUAAUAAUUUAAUUCCGACCUAUUCAUCAUUAUCAUCAUCACACAAAUAAUGUGCCUUCUAUUUAGAUUUUGGACUAAAUAAUCAAAAUUCUGCUAAACACUUAGUUUAUAAUAAAUUAGCAUUAAUUUCAUUUGUAAAAUGACUGAAUACAUGAGAAGGGUUCCAUCCCAACAUACAAGUUUUUUGGAGACUUAUGCACAAAUCCUGUGAAUAUGUGCUUACGUCCCCAAAAAAGUUCAGAUUUUUCCCUUUGUACUUUAAAACAUUGCUACCUGCCUUUCAUGAUUCUAGGUCAACGGGAAUACCCUACCUAUAGCUUUUCAUUCCUUUGAUGGAUCUGAACACGACAGACACGACAUACAGACAGACGACCAAGUGAUCCUAUAAGGGUUCCUUUUGAGGCACACAACCCUAAAUACAUUUUAAAUAUAGUGAAGAUCUGUAGAUGAUUACUUAACCAAGCUCUCCUUGAUGUAGAUAGCCAGGUAACCCAUAUUACACUUGAUACCUUACUUAAAAUAUGCAUGAAGUUUGUAAGGUUUUGUUUUUUUAAAUAUUAAAUAAAUUAAUAUCAAGAUCACUAAAUUUUAUUGGACAGUAAAUAUUUACUUAUCAUCAUAAUUUUUAUGUCAAUUAAAUCAAAAUCGGUUAUGUAAAAACCUUUUCAUCAAUCAAUAAAAAUUAAUAUAUAUUAGAAAAAUAAUUUCAUGAAGUUAAGUGUCCAUAUUAGUUGUAUUUUCUCAUGUUUCUAGAAAAUAAAUAAUUUGUAAUGUAAGGUAAUUUGUAAGUAGUAAUUUUAAACUUUGUUUAGGCAUCUAAUUAAAAUUAUUUAUUGGUAUGUGAAGGAGUUUGGAAUAAAAUGUACUUUGUAAAACUA